Molecule: messenger RNA, 810 nt
Organism: Stereum hirsutum FP-91666 SS1
Lineage: Eukaryota; Fungi; Basidiomycota; Agaricomycetes; Russulales; Stereaceae
Exons: 1
Source: RefSeq, a predicted model, not a curated record
GAUAUCGACGGCGACGACCGAGACGUUAGCAAGCGCGCCAGGCGAACUCCAGACGAGUCCAAGUUCGCCUUUACCAAACACAAGAUUUCCUACCUCCUCCUCCAUCCCUUACUGGUCGAGAUCUCUGAGCUCAAGUCUGAGUACAGUGUCGACAUCAACUUCGCCUACAACAAACUUCUCCUCUCUCCUAAGCUCCCCCAAUUCCCUCGCCAGCUCUGGAAACCGGUUCUCCUUGGGCAGUCCGUCUGCUUUGACCGACUCUACUCGGCGUUGUGUGCUCCCAACGGGGACAUCUCGGAAUCUAAGCAGCUCGGCGAGUAUGAGGUUAUCUCCGACGCCCUCAAGAUCACUCACAAGGUCACCAGAGCCGAAGAAUGGCACAGGGUAUUCCACCGGUACUCGAAGGCCGUCGAGUUCGUCUAUCCUUGUCGGAUCGACGAGCUGCGUGAAUACUGCGACUAUAUCACGACCGUCUUCCAAACUACUGCCUCCGUCUACCACAACCGGGUUAUCGGGUACGACAGACAGGUCCGUGAGCGAGUCGGCUCCACGAACGACACCCUCCUCACCGAAAUUAGUCGUUUCUCGGACUUGCAUCUCUUCUGGCUCUCUUCCCUCGGAGCCGGUUUCGCCUCGCUCGCAUCGACCACAGCCGGCUCUUCUAGGAAAGCGACCCGCGUCUCCCACCUUACCGUGCCCGGCUCCGAAGUAUGCAAGAGGUUCAAUAGAGGCGAAGCCCACGGCGACCGAUGCAAGUACGACCAUGUUUGCCUCGAGUGCGGUCGCACAGGCCAUGGUCGCCAUUCCUGC